Messenger RNA from Cyclocybe aegerita, 4731 nucleotides. NCBI's taxonomy places the organism in Eukaryota, Fungi, Basidiomycota, Agaricomycetes, Agaricales, Hemipholiotaceae. The record is from the annotation of a GenBank genome assembly.
AUGUCCGACCUCCCACCGAGAGGUCGGGGCGCGAGGCCCCCGGCAGCUUCAUGCGUCAGGGGUAGCACCACCAGCAAUACCACCAUCGACCCUACCUCGACUAGGGCCACAUACUCGACAGUUGUGCCAGCUCGAUCUCGCCACACGUCGCCUCGCCGCAGGUCCCGUUCCACCACGGGUUCCGCCCAUUCGUCCGCAGAUGAGUCUGACUCAGGGACGGCCCAACCCCAGGAGAUGGAGGUAGAGGGCACUCAGGGAGGGGAGGAGGUCUCGAGGGACCCCUCCGUCGACCUUCUCUUAGGUCAAUACGCCUUGAAGUUCCGAGACACGGUCGAGGAUCUUCCUGGUGAUCUCGAGGUAUUGACCACCUCCAUUGCAAAGGCCACAGACUGGGUUCUGCGGGCCGCGCACCACAAUCUGCUCACCAUCGAUGGGGGCGAUGCCUUCGUGGCCCAGAUGAUGUCCUUUGUGAACGCUGUCAUGGCCACUGACUUUAGUCGUAUUCGCGGACCAGGCGACCUCGACAACUUCUCGCUCGCCUCUCUCCUCGAGGCUGAGACGUCUUCCAAGGACGAGCCGACCAUCCACCCGGCUCCCGUAUUCAGGCCUCCUCCUCCUGCUGCCCAUGGGCCGCUCGACGAGGGUGUCGCUGGCGUAGGGGCCCCGCCCGACGUCCUCAUGCAGGCUUUGGACGACCUUGGUCGUCCGGCCUCCCCUCCUCGCAUCCCCGCUUCUAAGAAGCGCAAGGGUGUUGAUCGCCCGGUCCCACCUCCUCCUCAGAAGAAGAGCAAGGUGGCCUACUCUCGCCCUGGUCCGCCUCCGCCGAUCAAUCGCGCCACCAAACCCAAGCCCCGUCCAACGACGUGGGCAGGGAUUGCCAAACAGGCCGCUCCGAUGCCUCCCCCGCCUCCUGGCUUGGGACCGCAACGUCGUGGGCCUUCCCCUCCCCCCUCAUUCCCAACGGGUCCGAUGAAGACUUCACCUCAUCGGUCCGUUCCUUCUUUUACUUCCGAGGGCCCCACCCGGAAGCAGGUUCUCGUGUCGUUCGGGGGUACUCCUCCUGACCUCACGAAAUUCUUCACCGAGUCGGCUGUCCGUGCAGCCAACGGGUACCUCAGGGAUGGUCGAUCUAUGCUUAAGGUCACCUCCAUCGUUCGCGCCUACGACGGUUUGUCGUUGGUCACCCCCGCUGUUGCCAGUCCGUCCGAUCUGGACAUCCUCGAAAGCCUCCCGAAGAGUACUCCGUUCGAGGUUGCGCUCCCGUCGUCGACGUCUUUCAUAAAGAUCCUCGACGUUCCCUACUUCGAUCCGAAAGGGUUGAAGAUUACCCAGGAGGCGCUUGAGAAGGCCCUCCGUACCUCGGUUCAUGCUGAGGUCUUUGCAUAUCUGAGCACCAAGCCUCGGAUCGACCGCAACUCGGCACACUCGACAUCGUGUACCGUGUAUUGCAACAUCUGGGACUCCCAGCAGGGAACCCGCGCCAAGAAGGCCCUUGGCCAACCGAUCUUCCUCGCUGGACGGUCCUGUGCUAUCAGGCCUGCCGCACGUCACACCGGGGUCCCGCUCUGCCAGCGCUGCUGGAAGUGGGGCCACCCCACCGUCGCCUGCAAGGCGAAACAACUUUCCUGCCCCAUCUGUUCGGGUCCACACGAGCAGAAGGAGCACCAUCAACAUGCGGGAUGUUGCAAGGGCAACGCGAAAGCGAAGCCUCCUGUGCCGCCCACCCCUCGCGACCAGCCCUGCCCCCACAAGGGCCGCUGCGUCAAUUGCCACAAGGACCACGCCGCCAACUCGGCCUCGUGUAAGUUCUGGGCCCAUCGCUACGACCGUGAGUGGAUCAUGGCCGAGUAUCGUCAGACUAAUGUUGGGAAACCAGCAGGAUCUAACUAUAUUUACUCCAUUGAGCACCUCGCUACUCGUGUGCAUUCUCUACCACCUUUCAUUUAUAUGGCUGGUGACUUUAACUGCGUGUCGACGACUUGGGAUGACUAUGAGCAUGGCGAGUCGUCGACAGCAAUAUCACUGCGGGAUACCGCAUCUCAGAUCGGCCUCGAUCCCGAACCGCCCGGAUCUGGGCGACGGGUAAUUAAACCCGGAAGUGAGGCUGAGAAGUCUUUCAUUUUGGAUAUUCUACGGGAUCUUGCGGCUAUUCCUGUCGCAGCCCCAGCAACCAAGGAAGGUGUUGAAGCUCUAGCUGAUGCUAUUGCGACAGCAUUCUCGGACGCGUGGUUUGCCCACUCGACCGAGUCCAAACCUACCAAGCGCUCCAAGUCCUGGUGGACGGACGAGUGCUCAGAGACAUUCAGACGCCCAUGGGACCUAAUGGAAUGGGUCAAACAGCGCAAGCUACCACCCUGUGAGGCUAUUCGCAAUGACGACCAGCCCUGCCACGAUAUGGACGACCUUUGGGACGCCCUACACGGCACGUACAACUCGGCCUCUGGUCGCGAGUACGACGCCUCAGUAUUAGACGAGCUUCCUGAUGAGCCAGACCGGACCAUGCUCAAGGAUAAACACGUCCUUGCGCUCUUCAUCGUGUUGGCCAAUGCUUGCCUUCGGGUGGGUCAUUGGCCACGUAUAUUCAAGGAGUCGCUAUCGGUUAUCGUUCCGAAGCUGAACAAGCCCUCCUAUUCCGUCCCGAAGGCCUUCAGGCCAAUCGUACUCCUCAUCACUUUCGGUAAACUUAUCGAAAAGAUGAUUGCCAAUAGGAUACAGUUUGACGCCGUCAAGCAUGAUAUCUUCCAUCCUAACCAACUUGGCGGUAUCCGCCAGAGGUCAACUGAGGAUGCUGGAUUGAUUCUGACCCAUCUCGUGCGAGCGGGGUGGGUUAAGGGUCUCCAGACUAGCGCGCUGGCUUUUGACAUCGCGCAGUUCUUCCCUUCUAUCAACCAUGAGAUGUUCAUGGCUGUUCUUCGCAAGCAAGGGUUUUCGCCUGUUUUGGUGGAAUUCUUUGCCUCUUACCUUGUAGGCCGGUCCACAGUUUACUGUUGGAACACCUUCCAAUCCGACUCACGGUCCGCGGACGUGGGUGUCGGGCAGGGCUCUGCUCUCUCGCCUGUUAUCUCUGGGCUGUUCAUCGCUCCGGUAAUGAAGCUCUUCUACAUCAAAGCGGCGCCGCUCAACAUGACGCUGCUGUCUUUUGUGGAUGAUGGGACCAUUCUGGCCCAAUCGAAACAACUUGAUGAUAAUAAUGUGGGCCUGCGUAAGGCCUACAAAAUUAUCUACCUUCUCUUUGUUGCUUUCACGCUCGUUCUUGAACACGACAAGACCGAGCUGUUUCACUUUUCGCGUCGCCGAGACGCUUACAAUCCCUCGCUGGAUUUGGGGUACGCCCCUCAUACCGGUGCCACACCUUUGAAACCUAAGACCUAUUGGAGGUACUUGGGCUUCUACUUUGACCGCGGGCUCACGUUCCAUGAGCACGUUCGCUACUACGCCACCAAGGCGUUCACCACCCGUCGCCUCUUAUAUCGAUCGUGUGUGGUCCCUAUUGCCACAUACGGUUAUCGUCUCUGGUAUUUUGAUGGCGCCCGCAAUAAGGGCGCGAUGAACCAGCUAAAACGGAUGCAGCGAAAAGCUGCUCUAUGGAUCACGGGUGCAUUCCGCACCUCACCCACAGGCGGUCUUGAGGCCCUCGCUGGCCUCAUCCCCGUCCAUCUCAUGCUGAAGAAGUUGGCGACGCGCGCAGUGUAUCGCAUCGCUACCCUCUCAGACACUCACCCCCUCCGCUCUAUGAUGGGCGAGGGACUCCUCAAGCGAGCUGCACCACACGCUCGCUCUGCAGCCUUGAUGACCCCAGCCAUGCGGGGGAAAGUCAAGAGCACUGUCAUGGAAGUGGACGAGCGCGUCCACACUCUAACUGAGAGCUUCGAGCCCUUUGCGCCCGAAGCUCGUCCAGGCGACCGGUUACUGGACCGCUAUGCGGACCGUCUCCAUUUUGACGAGCUACUGGCUGCAACUGAUGGCUCUGUCCCUCAGUCCAACCAGUAUCAGGUGGCUUCGGCUGCUAUAAUCUACAAGGGACAUCGCGAGCUCGAGAGGACUCGCUAUGUCUCUGGCAGAGUUACCGCCCCAGAUGCGGAACUCAAUGCCAUCUCAGCGGUCGACCCCGGCGUGCAUUCUGGUCAGGCUUUCAGCCUGUCAGUUUGUCGCGUUCUUAAAGAGUGGUUUGAGGCGGACGAUCUCCGUCGCGUAACCUUCGUGUACGUCCCUUCUGCUCUGCGGUGGGACAUCCAUGGUGAGGCACACAAGUACGUCACAGAGCUCAAAGUCAGGGUUGGACGUCGUAAGACGGACAACUCCAUAGACGCGCUACGUUCUCGAGCGGCGCACUCAGUCUUGGAUUCGUGGAGUUCCACUUUCCAAGAUCCAACCUACCGAGGCUCUGAAUUUUUAGAGCUUCAACAGCCUGACGGGCGGCCGCUACAGCCAUCGUACCUCAAUGGGGGACCUUGGCUCUCAACAUUCGGACACAGUAUUACUGAGUUCGCCCGCGUCUGCCGGUGUAUUACUGGCCACGCGCCCAUUGGAGCGUAUUAUCGUCGCUUCAAGAUCAACGAGCCUCACGGCUGCACUUGCGGGGCUGCUUUGCAGUCCCGCCAGCAUAUCCUCUUUCGCUGUCGCGAUAGAUAUUCUGUACACUAUCCCCGGUUUCUCGGGGAUAUUGCAUCGUUUAUGAAGUACAACCCCACAGCGUUUGGCUUCAACCGGGACCCCUCGGGUGUCGGAUAA